CCGAAGAUGACGUCGGAGCGUUCUCGAAUCCCGUGUCUCUCGGCUGCUGCUGCCGAAGGAACAGGGAAAAAGCAACAAGAAGGAAGAGCAAUGGCGACACUGGAUCGCAAAGUGCCCAGUCCGGAGGCGUUUCUGGGCAAACCCUGGUCCUCCUGGAUCGACGCCGCCAAAUUACACUGCUCCGACAAUGUAGAUUUAGAAGAGGCUGGAAAAGAGGGUGGAAAAAGCAGGGAGGUUAUGAGGCUUAAUAAAGAAGAUAUGCACUUAUUUGGCCAUUAUCCGGCACAUGACGACUUCUAUCUCGUCGUGUGCAGUGCCUGCAAUCAGGUCGUCAAGCCCCAGGUCUUCCAGUCGCACUGCGGAGCCCUGUUGAUACCAUUCAGCAAAUGCCAACAAAGCAUUUACUUUCCAAAGGGAGAAAGCAAGACAGCAAGAGAAAUGCAAGCGUCUCCUGGAGUGGAGCGGAGAGCAGCCAAGCCCUAGAUCAGCGUCAGGUGUGAGCGUGGGGAGUGCAGAAGAUUUGCACACCUUCCGGAAGACCUCGCAGGACUGGCAUGGUCUGGAGAAGGCUUUCCUGGAAGAGGAGACUCCAGCACAGCCCUGAAGUGUGGACACGCUCGCACGUACAGCAAAUUCGUGAGCACACUCUGGUGACAGGGUCGAGUGAGGACAGGGGCGUGAGCAGAGCACGGGGCACCUGUGGGGUUCUCCUCUCCAUUUUCACCACCACCACCCCGGUCCAAGCUGCCAUCACUGCUCACCGGGACAACUGCAAAAGCCUUCGGCUCUUUGCCCUGCUUCCACUCUUGCUCCUCUACAAUCCAUCCUGCACACCAGAGUCAGAAUCCAAAUCAAAGUUAAUCAUGUCAUUCUCUUGACUUGUGGCUCUCAUUGCUCUUACGCUGAAAGUCAACAUCAUUAUCAUGGCUACAAAGUUGUGUGUGUUCUGGACCACUGCCUGUGCCAAGCUCCCCUUUUACUCUGUAUGCCAGUCAAGCUGGCCUUCAGAAUUUCAGCACAUUGUGUCUUCCUGCCACAGGGCCUUUGCACAUGCUUUCCCUGCCUCCCUUUCUUUAUGAUUUUAUUACAUCCUCUCUUCCCAAAGCUAACUCUGACUCAUCUUUCAGAAUGCAUCUCCGUAAUUACUUCCUCCUGGAAAACGUCCCUAAUUUUCAUAUCCAGAUUAGUUCUCCCUUAGGUAUUGAAAACAAAUAUUUAUGGUGUGAACACAUGUUUAAUAUCUGUCUCCCUAACUGUGCCACAAGCUCUGUGAAGGCAGGGACUCAGUCUUUGCAUCCCUGAGCCUAGCACAGUCUCAAUAACUAUGUAUUGAUCAUAUCAUGACAUUUAAUUAAGAACAGCAAGACUGAUAGAAAAAAAUGAUACUUGACCCAGGAGAGUACCAUUAUGAAUUCUUAAUGGGAUAAAAACCGGAAUUCAUGUCCAGACCCUGACACUUGCUGGCUGUGCUAUUUUAAAUCACAAAUUCUCUUAGAGACUGUCUUCUUAUCUGUAAAAUGGGGACACUAGCAGCCUUCUGAUGGGGUUACAGUGGUAAUUUCAUGAAAUUAUGUAUAUAAAGGCAUUUUUAAAACUGUAAAAUCAAACAUAAAUAUACUUUGUCAUUUUU
This is a messenger RNA of Dipodomys ordii (Ord's kangaroo rat), 1630 nucleotides long. Its product is annotated as ataxin-7-like protein 1. Bases 7 to 483 code for a protein of 158 amino acids. The record is from RefSeq and is a predicted model, not a curated record. The transcript has 4 exons. Lineage: Eukaryota; Metazoa; Chordata; Mammalia; Rodentia; Heteromyidae.